Rubroshorea leprosula is the source of this 3249-nucleotide messenger RNA. NCBI's taxonomy places the organism in Eukaryota, Viridiplantae, Streptophyta, Magnoliopsida, Malvales, Dipterocarpaceae. The record is from the annotation of a GenBank genome assembly.
CAAGGAACCUGCUCCGCCAGAACGCACCACGCGCAUUUAAUGCGGUUGCUCCGUUAAGGCACGUUACACCCACCUAAAACGUCUACUCCGUCAGGCGCACCAUGUCACCAUUAUUGGAUUGACUAGGCCACGUGGGACUAUUUGAAGAAGAACCGACUUGAAGCAGGAACUCAAGGAUAUUCAACAACAACAUUGGCGCCGUCUGUGGGAAACCGAAUAGAAGUCAUCACCAGAAGUUAAGAUGGUACGCACACGAACAACCCAGCGCGAGAGUCCCCCCAGAGGCCAAGGAAGAGGCCAGCCCCCAAGCGUCAACCCCGGGUCACAGAGUGCACCGGUUGCAGCCCCCCAACAUCAGCAGACAGAGGGAGUUGGGGAACAUAAUCCACAAUACCCCAACGCUGUAGCAAGCGACCCUGUGACCGCUCAACUCAAUGCCAUGCAACAACAAUUCGGGGUCUUCCAGCUAGUACUUGCCCAGCUGUUGGCCAGAAAUAACCCCGCUGACCCACUUAUUCACUUAUUGAACCCAGCUCCCCCCGUGGCUCCCCAACCAGUUCAACAGCCUGCCAACUCUCCGGUCCGCAGUGCCGCCCCAAACGCUUCUCAAGCACAAUCUCACAUGCUACCCCAGCCACAAAACCCGCCUCAACCAGCUGCCUCAGAUGUCUCAAAGAGGCUAGAUAACCUCGAAAAGCUGCUAGCCGAGAACAAAGAUCCACAACCGCAGACCCCACCUGUAUCAGCCUCUAUCCCCACUCCCCUCGGUAUCAAAAUCACCCAAGAGCCAUAUCCACCCGGUUUCAGGAUGCCGCAGUUUGAAACAUAUGACGGCACUAAAGACCCUGAUGACCACUUGCAUGCAUUUUUCUCCAUCAUGCAGGCUCAAAAUGCCUCAGACGCACUUAUGUGCAAGAUAAGGUUGAUCAAAAAGACGACACCCGAGCUCAUGCGCAUAACGCAAAGAGAAGACGAAUCCUUGAAGAACUAUAUGAACAGGUUCAACGACGCCAUGCUAGAGGUGAAUGCCUUCGAUGAAGCAGUGGGAGUAACUGCCGUGAUGCAAGGCCUCAACCAUGAUCGGUUUCGGGAUAACUUAAUCAAGAACACCCCAACCACUUUUGACGAAGUCAACCAGAGAUCCCUCAAGUUCAUUAAAGCUGAAGAUAAGGUGUUGCAGGGGGCUGAGCAGAGGUACUCGAUAGCAGAGAAGGCAGCCCUAACAGUUGUUGUUACUGCAAGGAAGUUGAGGCCAUAUUUCCAAUCCCAUCCUAUUAUUGUGAUGACUGAUCAGCCUCUAAGACAAAUUUUGCAGAAACCAGAAUGCUCCGGGAGGCUCAUCAAAUGGGCAGUAGAACUGGGAGAGUUUCAGAUAGCAUUCCAGCAGAGGUCGACAAUCCGAGCUCAAACCUUGGCAAAUUUCGUGGUCGAAUGCACUUCUAAUCAGGUGAAGCCAAAUUCUGAAGUAGAAACAUGGACCCUGUAUGUCGAUGGAUCAUCUAAUAACAAGGGUUCAGGAGCUGGAGCAGUGUUAACUGGACCUGACGGCUUCCGGAGUGAACACGCUUUGAAGUUUAACUUCCAGGCCACAAACAACGUGGCCGAGUAUGAAGCCCUCCUCCUAGGACUACAUCUGGCGGUCGAGCUCAAAGUCAAACGCCUGCAGAUUUACAGUGACUCACAGCUGGUAGUUAACCAAAUCAAUUCUAUGUGCGAAGUCAUUGAUCCCAUCAUGGCGAAAUAUGUGGUCGCAGUCUCCGAGCUGAAAAACCGUUUCGAGAAAUUCCAGCUUACCAAAAUUUCGAGAGCAGAAAAUGAGCAUGCAGAUUCCUUGUCGAAAUUGACAUCUGAGAACUUUGGGGAAGCAAAGUUUGUGUACAUCGAGAUACUGAAUGAACCCAGCUUUCAGACGACGGGGGUAAUGGAGAUUAGCACUGACCUAGAUGCUCCGAGUUGGACAGACCCCAUCCGGGAGUACCUCCUCAAUGGCACCGUCCCGGAGGACAAACAGGAAGAGAUGAAGUUACGAAGAAAAGCCUCUCGGUAUACCCUAGUUUGCGACAUUCUGUACAAGAGAUCCUACUCAUUACCACUCCUCAGAUGCCUGACACCAUAUGAAGCAGAGUAUGCACUAAGAGAAGUACACGAGGGGGUAUGCGGUAAUCACGUGGGAGCCCGAACUCUGGCACAUAAGGUACUCCGGCAAGGGUACUAUUGGCCCAACAUGCAAGAAGACGCAAAGAAGUUCGUGCAGAGGUGCCAGAAAUGCCAGUUCUUCGCCCAUCUCACCCAUCAGCCAGCCGAAGAACUCACCAGCCUGACUGCACCAUGGCUCUUUGCUCAAUGGGGAAUAGACCUUCUGGGCCCCUUCGUCAAAGCAGUAGGGGGAGCAACGCAUUUAGUGGUCGCCGUUGAUUACUUCACCAAAUGGGUAGAAGCCAAACCUCUCUCUUGUCUGACUUCGAGAAGAAUUGAGGAUUUCCUCUUCACCUCGGUCAUCUGCAGACAUGGGAUACCAAACCAGAUCAUCGCUGAUAACGGCCCCCAAUUCAAUUGUACCUCCUUCAAGGACUUCUGCUCCAGCUACGGGAUUAAGUUGGUGUUCACCUCCGUCUAUCAUCCCGAGGCCAACGGAAUGGUUGAAUCAGUCAACAAAGCUAUCUUGGAAGGAAUCAAGCCGAGAUUAGAUCAGCUGAAAACAAAGUGGGUAGAUGAACUCAACAACGUCUUGUGGGCUUACCGGACAACAAGCCGAACUGCCACAGGCGAAAUGCCCUACCACUUAGCCUUCGGCACCGAGGCAGUCAUUCCUGUCGAAAUUGGUGUCCCAAGCCUAAGAAUCAGCCACUUUGAACUAGCUCAAAACGAGCGCCUACUAAGGGAAAUCCUUGAUCUCCUAGACGAAGUUCGAGAGCAAUCCCGACUUUGGACUCUCGCAUACAAACAAAGAAUAGCCAACCUUUACAAUAAACGAGUUCGACCUCGAAACUUCAGAGUCGGUGACCUCGUCCUCAGAAAGGCUGGGCUCACAGGGUUCGAGACCCGAUAUGGCAAACUAGCACCAAACUGGGAAGGCCCUUACAUUGUAACCGAGGUCCCGCACCCCGGGGCAUACAUUCUCCAGGAUGCCGAGGGCAACAGGGUGCCUAGAGUUUGGAACGUCAACAACCUUAAAAAAUUCCAUCCUUGAAAGUCCCUUUCUUUAUUCUAAGUUAGGAGUCUUUUUGUAAAUAACAUUCCAAUACAACU